CUCAUUGCACUCCGCGCCGCUUCCCGCUCGCCCAGCGCAUCCGUGUUCACGCCCUCGGCCGCCAUGAGCCUCGCGGACCUCGUGACCGUCAUCAACGACCUCUCGGCCGCCAGCCAAUUCAACCAGCUGCUCACGCACCUGCAGUCGCAAGAGGAGAUGAUGAUUCAGCAGCUACCGCAGCUGGACGAGGUUCUCCCCGCGCUGCGCCCGAUGGAGCACUCGCUCGGCAUGGUCUUCAUCCUCAAGGCCAAGGCGGCUGCCGUGCCCCUCUCCAACCUGCAGGCGGUGCACACCUUCCUGCAGCAGUGCCGCCGCCUGCUGCUCGAGGGCGACCCUGUGCAGGUCCAAAUGGUGCCCUCGCACUUUGCCACCGUCUGCGCCAAGUUUGCCAACGCGGCGGUCGCCAUCGCCGCGCCCGCCGCCGCCCUCCGGCCGCUGCAGCACGCGGCGCAGGUCCUCCAGCCCUCGCCGGCGCACUUCACGCCCGUGCACACCGAAGUGCUGCGGGUCGCGCUGCUUGCGCGGCACUACCCGGCCGCGGCGCGGCUACUCGACGCGUCCGACUUGCUCGAGGUGGCCAAGGAGAAGACGGGCGUUGCUCCGCGCGACCUGCUGCUCUACCACUACUACGCCGGGCUGGCCUGCUGCGGCCUCCACCGCUUCAGCGACGCGGUGCGGUACUUCACCCUGUGCUACACCGCGCCCACGCACGUCGUGCACGCGGCGAUGGUCGAGGCGUACAAGAAGUGCGUCCUCGCGUCGCUCCUCGCCACCGGAGAGCAGCCUGCGCAGCCAAAGUACACGGCGCUUCCGAUCCAGCGCUACAUCAAGACUGGCGUGCCGGCCUACUCGGAGCUGGCGGAGGCGUUUGCAACGCGCAGCCCGGCCGAGCUGCGCAGCGCGAUCACAAAGCACGAGGCCACAUUCGCGCGCGACCGGAACCUCGGGCUGGCGCGCCAGUGCGUCGGCGCGCUCGUGCGGCGCAGCAUCCGCAGCCUCACGCAAGCCUACCUCACGCUCUCUCUGGCCGACAUCGCCGCGGCGGCGCAGCUCGAGUCACCGGCGGAGGCCGAGGGACACGUCGUCGCGAUGGUCGCCGCGGGCGACAUCUCGGCAACCAUCGACGAGCCGCAAGGCAUGGUGCACUUCUCUGAGUCCGCCGACGCCUUCGACUCGCCCGGCGCCGUGGCGGCGAUGGAGGCCUCCAUCAGCGGAGCCAUCGGGGUGGCGACCAAGCUGCAGGCGAUGCACGCGCAGCUCUGCACCGACUCGCAGUAUCUCUCGCGCGUGAUGCGCGAGCGCGUCCAGUCGCGUUGGGAGGAUGACGGCAUGGGCAUGGGCAAAUGAGCCGGCUCGCGCGGGCUGCGCCGCCCGCGCUCGCCGUGCCGGCGCCGUGGCCGCAUCUUGCUGCUAUUGUCGGGAGUUACGUAUGCGCUGACUUCGCUGGCCAACCGUGGGGGCGAGGGGAGAGGGGUCUGCACGCAGGAAGACGAGAGGGCGCUAACGCCAAGCACCGCACAGGCGUCGCGCCGUUUGCCCUGGCUGGGCGCACCAGGUACUUGAGACCGCCACCGGUAGCGGUACGCCACAAAAGAGCCCAGUUUGUCCGUCUUGCGCACGCUCUACCUCGUCUUUCUACACGGAAUUCAUUACAGUAGGAGUAACAAAC
Messenger RNA from Emiliania huxleyi CCMP1516, 1669 nucleotides. RefSeq lists its product as hypothetical. Gene Ontology annotation, biological process: ubiquitin-dependent protein catabolic process. The coding region runs from base 64 to 1347 and encodes 427 amino acids. The record is from RefSeq and is a predicted model, not a curated record. The transcript is spliced from 13 exons. Gene Ontology annotation, cellular component: COP9 signalosome. NCBI's taxonomy places the organism in Eukaryota, Haptophyta, Isochrysidales, Noelaerhabdaceae.